This is a messenger RNA of Podospora anserina S mat+, 1500 nucleotides long. RefSeq lists its product as uncharacterized. Lineage: Eukaryota; Fungi; Ascomycota; Sordariomycetes; Sordariales; Podosporaceae. The record is from RefSeq and is a predicted model, not a curated record. Gene Ontology annotation, biological process: mRNA splicing, via spliceosome. Gene Ontology annotation, molecular function: zinc ion binding; RNA binding. The coding region runs from base 1 to 1500 and encodes 499 amino acids. The transcript is spliced from 2 exons. Gene Ontology annotation, cellular component: spliceosomal complex; nucleus.
AUGUUGUUGGAGGAGCAGAGAUACAUCCAUGAGGACCUGGAGCGCCUCGAGCAGGGAAUUGCAGAUCGCAUGGGCGAUGAACCAAAACAGAUCCGCGAUCGCUUGAACCGUGACCAUGAAGUCUCCCAAUUGCUCGACCAGAUCCAAAAACAGUCGGCCAUCCUCCUAUCCCUCUACGAAGAUAAAGCCGGCGAACGAUCAAAAGAAAUCUUGGACAUCAGCUCCGGUGAUCCAUUCAAAGAGUUCAACGCCCAAUACAACAAGAUCAAAGAGCACCACGGGAACUACCCCAGCGAGCAGGCCGAGAAUUCAGAGCAAUGGUACAAGCCGCGGAAGGGGCCCGAUCAGCCAUACAUUGUGGAGAGCAUGUUCUCGGGCGAGGAAGCAUAUGGACGAUAUUUCGAUUUGCACACCUGCCACGAGGCGUACCUGAACUUGCCAAACGCGAAGCGCUUGGCCUAUCUGCAGUACCUCGAGGUGUUUGACGACUUUCAGCCAGGGAAGGGCGGAAUCAAGCGGGCAGAUAAGUUGACGGACGACUACUUCAAGUACCUGGGUGACCUUGCUUCAUACUUGGAGUCUUUUAUGCGACGGACUCGCCCACUAGAGAACCUUGACAAGGUGUAUGAGGGCUGGGAGAAGGAGUUUGAGACGGCAUGGGAGAAGGACGAGGUGCCGGGGUGGCAAAAGGAAGCAGCGGCAGCCAAGAAGAACGCGAUGUCGCGCAACCUUUCGACAUCUGAGGCGGUGUGGUGUGAGGCCUGCGAGAAGGAGUUCAAGAAUGAGAACGUCUACAAGGGGCACUUGAAUGGGCGGAAACAUAUCAAGGCCGCCGAGAUCUUGGCCAAGUGGGAGGAAACAGCUGCUGUUGGAGACAGCCAUGCGCCUGUUGCGCUGGCGCAUCGUCUGAGGGAACGCGCUGUUGCCGAGAGAGAGUUUAGGGUCAGGAAGCUCACUAGUGCCAUGAGUACCGAAAAGGACGAUACUCGUGUGAACGUGGAGCGACGGCAGGGUAUGACAGAGCGCGAACGCGCCCAAGAGUUGGAGAACUUUUACAACAUGUCAAACACCCCACAGAAUCAAGCGCCCGAAGAGGAGGAGGAUAACGACGAUGACGACAAGAUCUACAACCCCCUCAAACUUCCGCUGGCCUGGGACGGCAAGCCGAUCCCCUUCUGGCUUUACCGUCUCCACGGCUUGGGCCAGGAAUUUCCCUGCGAGAUUUGUGGCAACUUCGUGUACAGAGGCCGUCGCGCGUUCGACAAGCACUUCAACGAGACGAAUCACAUCACGAACUUGAAGCGUCUCGGCAUCACGAAUACCUAUCUGUUUCGAGACAUCACCUCGAUUGCAGAGGCCAUGAGGCUCUGGGAAAAGAUCCAAAGGGAGGAGAAGAAGCAUCAUGUGGAUGACGGGUCAGUUGUGCAGAUGGAGGAUGCUGAGGGCAAUGUCAUGCCUGAGAAGGUUUACCUUGAUCUUCAGAAGCAGGGUCUGUUGUAG